Leucoraja erinaceus (little skate) is the source of this 4431-nucleotide messenger RNA. It is a transcript of the gene lmln, whose product is annotated as leishmanolysin-like (metallopeptidase M8 family). Gene Ontology annotation, biological process: proteolysis; cell adhesion. The coding region runs from base 41 to 2035 and encodes 664 amino acids. The transcript has 17 exons. The record is from RefSeq and is a predicted model, not a curated record. Gene Ontology annotation, cellular component: membrane; cytoplasm. Gene Ontology annotation, molecular function: metalloendopeptidase activity. Lineage: Eukaryota; Metazoa; Chordata; Chondrichthyes; Rajiformes; Rajidae.
UCCGCCCGUCCGACGUCACCGGCUGACGGGCCGGUGAGCGAUGAUGGCGACGCGGCGCGGCCUCUGCAGCCGGACAGCGACCUGGAUGUUGUACAUCCUCACGGGGAUGGCUUGUGUGCUGAUCGAAACCAGCGUCUGCUACACAUGUCGGCACCGCGUUCCGGACUACAGAGAGGUAAUUUAUCAAGUUUAUAUACAGCCACCUCGAAUUACCAGGAGGAGUGUUGAUCAGCAUCUGAGAAUAAAAAUCGUAUAUGAUUUGAGCAUUGAAUAUCUGCCCCCAGAUAAAAGGUAUUUGGUCAAGAAUAAACUGUUUCCAAAAGCAAUCAAGUAUGUACAAAAUACAUUCCAAGUUCGAAAAGUAAUUGGCCCAAUUCUGUUAAGCAGGCCAUGUGCAACAAACCAGUACUUAAGAAAAAAAGAUGACCCAUACAUGUAUUGCCAAGGUGCCUGUGCUGAGAUCACAAGAUGUGGCCCAGUAAUUGUACCAGAAGAACAUUUGCAACAAUGUAGAAUGUGCAGUGAAAAUGGAAAAUCUUGUGGAUCUGCAGGAUUAACUCAUGGUCCAGGAGUCAAGGAUGCCGAUUUUUUAUUGUAUGUGAGUGCACUAACAACCGAACGGUGUGGGCAAGAGGAUAUUGUAGCCUAUGCAGCAUAUUGUCAGUUGGAAGCAGAAUUGGACAGGCCUAUUGCAGGUUACGCAAACCUUUGUCCAAGUAUGAUCCCUAUUGAGCCACAGGAGUUUCCAGGCAUGUUGUCAACAGUUAAACAUGAAAUUGUCCAUGCAUUGGGCUUUUCUGCAGGACUUUUUGCUUUCUACCGUGAUGAUGAAGGGAAACCUCUAACUACGCGGAAGGCGAAUGGUCUUCCACCUUUUAAUGAAUCAAUUGGAUUAUACCAGUGGAGUGACAAAGUUGCACGUAAGGCGACAAGGUUGUGGAGCGUACGGGGAAACAGCAAGCUUAAUCAUGAGGUCCUUCUUCUUGUAACUCCUCGGGUUGUUAAGGAAGCCCAGCAACACUUUAAUUGCCAAGUCCUUGAAGGGAUGGAACUUGAAAAUCAAGGUGGAAUUGGUACAGAACUGAACCACUGGGAAAAGAGGUUGCUGGAGAAUGAAGCAAUGACUGGAUCCCACACACAGAACAGAGUAUUUUCCAGAUUAACCUUAGCAGCAUUAGAGGAUACUGGAUGGUACCGUGCCAAUUAUAGCAAAGCAGAGAGAUUGGAAUGGGGUGAAGGGAUGGGCUGUGAUUUUGUAAUGAAUAGCUGCAAAUUCUGGAUUGACCAACAACAGAAAGGGAAUAAGAAUAUAACUCCAUAUUGUAACACUCUGAGAACAUCGCCGUUAAGGUUGAUGUGCCGUCAAGACCAGAAGGCAGUGGCAGUAUGUAACUUAGAAAAGUACCCAGAUCCUGUGCCAAAAGAAUAUCAGUAUUUUGACUAUCUUGAUGGUGUCCCAGAAGAAGAGUUGCAGUACUAUGGUGGAUCAGUGGAGAUAGCUGAUUACUGCCCUUUUAGCCAAGAUUUCAGCUGGUACAUAAGUGGAGAAUUCCAACGUGGCUCUGAUUGUAGGAUUUCUCAAAAUCAGCCAGAGCCUUCUCGUAACUAUGGAGCAGAAGAAUAUGGAGCCGAGUCUGUCUGCCUAAGUCAGAAAUCUCAUUUUGUUAUGCAACAGUGCAACAAGAUUCCAAGCUUUCCAGACUGGGGUAGUGGGUGCUAUCGGAUUUCCUGUUCAACCAAUGGACUGAUUGUUUGGGUUUCAGAUAAGCCUUAUUUAUGCAGCCAAAUAGGGCAGGUGCUAUCUAUUAAUGUAAAUAUGAAUGACUGGCUAUACACUGGAAGCUUGGUAUGUCCAUCUUGUUUAGAUUUCUGCAGUUCGUGUCCUCCUGAACGUGAUCCACCAUUAAAUAAUAUCACAAAGACUAUUUUUAUAGAUCCAUGCUCCAGCUCAUCAGGUUUGGUGGUUACUCUUUGGCUGAUGGUGACCAACUUUUUACCCCUCAUAGUCGGAUUCUUGCUUUGUGUAUGGAACUAACCACAGAGCACUUUCCAUUAACAGAACUAAUUACAGUUGUACUGUUUGCACCACAAUGCUGCUACAGCGAGCCAUUGAUCUUCAAAAAUACAUUAGAUGCUUUUCCCAUGCUACUGGUCUGCUCAUGAAGGAUGUGAUUUUGGAGUACUAGAACUAAUCAUGACUCUCAAAUGAAAAAGUUGCACGUACUGUAUUAAACUGAACUGAACUACCUCUACGGUACUAAAAUGAAUGAAGAGAAAUUUAUUUCACGAUUGAACAUUCCCAAAUAUUUUUCUUAAUUAUUUUUUCGGGUUUUUUACCUCCUGUCUAUAUGAGUAAAGCACAGAUUUUUGAGGGUUUCAACAGCUGUCAAUCCUACCAUCUUAUUUGCACUUACGUUGCAUGAUAUUUUCUCAUAUUUUGUUAAAUCAAAAAAUAAUCCUACGUAAAUAAUCCUGUUGAAGUUGAUAAUUCUAUAAGCACUGCAAGUUUAUGUGGAUCAUUGUUCUAUUUGUGGAUCUAUGUGGAUCACUGUUAUAUUUGUAAGAAAAAGCCUUUCUUACACAUAUUAACAUUAUUUCUUGAUGUAACAAUCCUGUUGCUUAUGUAUAACCACCUGUUUUUAUUAGAGCUGUGCAGUCAAUAUUCAGUAUUACCAAUGUCUGUAUUUCUGCAUAGCAUCGAAGACAGUGGGCUCUCUCUAAGAUUAUAUUUGACACUAUUUAACACAAAAUCUUCAAGGGAUAAAAUAAAAUGUUGAUGGCUGCUCUAUCAAGCUUUCUCUUCAGAUCCUGAAUGGCUCAGUGAAUUUAAACACUGAAUCGUUAUAUAAAGAAUUCAAGAUGAAUUGGACCCAGCUAUCUUGGUCCCCAUGAUUGAAUUCAUGUAAAUACUUAUAAGCCAUGUUUGUAAAUUAAGAAGUUGCCACUUAGUUGAGGCAUGGAAAGGUGCUGCCCCACUCCCUUAACAUAAUGUUAUACCUCAACACGAAAUUAGCACUUUAAAGUAAGAAGGAGAAAAAGCUAGAGGGUAAACACAUACAUUUUCCAUUUUCUUAUUGUAUUCCAUGUAAAAUUAAACAAGGCAUAUGACACCACCUAAGUGGACCAUGAAAAUUAAUACUUACUCCAAAUCAUAAAUAAUAAACAUAACAUAAACUGAAGAAAUAGUGAGGGAAUGUUUGCUUGUGUAUCUUUAUUCUAUGAUUGAUAGAACGGUGAUAGUGUAAUAUAUUUUUCAGGCACAAAGUUAUUUUCAACUUCCAUGUUAUAGGUCAGCAAUUACUUUACAGUGGUGGGGCAGGGAAUAAUGCAAAAAAGAAACUAUAGGGAAGAACUUUGUCCUUUGUUGCUUGUACUGAAAUCAUGAUAUAGAAAUGAUCACUACUGUUACAAUGGAAAAUUCAAAUAUUCCUUAAAUAGCAGUCAUUUUCACAGAUAAGACAUCCUUUAGAUGGCUAAGUUGAUCCACCUAUUAUAAAUACACCAAAGUAGAAAUUAAUCCUCUGUCCAUUGCAUAAAGCACCCAAUGUCAUGCAUGUUCUUUUCAUAGUAUAUUCUACUGAAAUUCAUUGAUAUUUAGCUAAAAGUUACUGCUAAUAUGACAAUUAUCAAUUUGGACUGCAGUAUCAAAAUGAUCAAAGAAUACAUUUGUGACUCACAAAAUGACCCAUUGCAGUCGUACUGAAUUAAUUGGCAUAAUCCACAAGGUGAUAAUGUAAACCAAGUAACUUUAAGUGACAUUUAUUCAUUUAAAAAUGACUGUGGCUUUCCUCUGUGUAUCCUAUUCCUGAAAAUGCUUCAUUAAUUGGUUGUGUCAGAUUAGUAGAUGCUAACACUAUUGUAGACAAACAGUAUAUGGGAUUUCAUUUUCAACAGUUUCUUGAAUUAUAUUAGAGAGAUUAUAUUAUUUUCUGCAUAAGUCUUUGGUUUUAAUAUUUUGAAUAUGGUUCUUAAGAAUACGAUCAACAUAUCUCAGGUUAUGAACAAAUAAACAUUAGCUAAAUUUGUAUCUAAUUAAUAUAUAUGUUUAAUUAAUAUCAACGUAGAUCAUGUAAAUAUUUUCAUUACGCUUGAUAAUAAUGCUCCUGAGAACUUAUAGGGUUGUAAUAAAAUAUAUCAAUUCAUUGGAUAAAGCUGCUGAGGGAAAAAAAUGUGCAAUGUACCCAGUCUUUUUUUAAGUUUGUUUGCAAAAAAUGUAAAUGAGAAACUUGUAAUUAACAAUUGCUGCACUUGCAUUGUGAAGAUGUCUGUAUGUGUUUUUUUUACUGUUUUGAAUUGAUAUUGGCGGUUUUACGUUUUGCUCUUGAUAUUUAGGAUCAGAAGUAAACUAAUUGUUCUUCAGGGCUGAAUGUCUGUGUGAGACUAGAUAUUAAGCCAAUAUUUUUGAUUGUAUAUUCCCUUUACCUCCCCCCU